Capronia epimyces CBS 606.96 is the source of this 1227-nucleotide messenger RNA. RefSeq lists its product as uncharacterized. The transcript has 2 exons. Gene Ontology annotation, biological process: biosynthetic process. NCBI's taxonomy places the organism in Eukaryota, Fungi, Ascomycota, Eurotiomycetes, Chaetothyriales, Herpotrichiellaceae. The record is from RefSeq and is a predicted model, not a curated record. Gene Ontology annotation, molecular function: pyridoxal phosphate binding. The coding region runs from base 1 to 1227 and encodes 408 amino acids.
AUGCCUAAAUCAGCGCCGCUGGAGGUGAUCGAGUGGUAUGAGAAGCACUGCCCAUCUGCCAAAUAUGACCUGGUAGCGUCAAGUGUCUCAGCCAUCUCACUCGCCGACCUCCUCGAUAUUUCUGAGAGCAGGAAAGAAUCGGAAGAUAACGUUGGCCUGAACAGCAUAAAACUCGACGAGAAGGAGCAUUCUGCAGGCAGUGUCGAGUUCCGCAGAAAUUUGGCUGCUUUGUACUCGGCUCUUUCUGGAGGGGUUUCACAGGAUGACAUUGUGAUCACGAAUGGCGGAUCCGCUUCACAUUAUACGGUGUUCUAUUCUUUGCUGGCGCCUGGAGACCACCUCAUCUGCCAACACCCCGUGGAUGAACUGCUCUACAAGAUUCCCGCCUCUCAAGGCGUCGAGGUUACAUUAUGGGAAACCGAACCAGCAAAGAAGUGGCAGCUUGAUAUUGAGGAGUUGAAGCGACUAAUCAAGGACAACACCAAGAUGAUUGUAAUUCAAAGCCCAUGUGACCCCACAGGGGCAAUCGUCCCCAGACCAACGCUUGAAGCUCUUGUGCAGGUGGCGGAAGAGAAAGGUAUCUUGCUCCUAGCCGAUGAGACCUUCAGACCUCUCUUUCAUUCCAUUCUACCAUCCAGCGAAGACUUCCCUCCGUCGACAAUCAACAUGGGCUAUAGGAAAGCCGUAGUAAUCGGCGCAGUGAGCAAGGCGUACAGUCUCGCAGCAAUCCGGGCUGGAUGGAUCGCCUCCAAGGACAAAGCUAUCAUCGACGCUUGCAAGCAAACAAGGCGCUACACCUCAAUGUCAGCAUCAAAACUUGACGACGCCGUUGCGGUGGAGGCUGUAAGCGAUAGAUGCAUCCAUGCGCUACUAGGCAGAAAUAUCAGAUUGACACAGACAAACCUAGAACUACUUCAAGAGUUCAUCGACAGUCACAGCUGGGCCUGUUCCUGGGUCAGACCGCUCGCGGGAACAACAGCACUGCUCAAAUUUCACAAAAUGGGGAAACCUGUUGAUGACGAAACCUUCUGUUCGAAACUCCUUGAGCAAGCGAGUCUUCUCAUUUGUCCCGCGAGAAAAUGUUUCGGCGAGAGCCGGAAACUUCGAGGAUAUGUGAGAGUCGCUUUCGGCGGAUCCACACCUGAGCUGAAGGCUGCGCUUGAAGCCUGGAGCCAGUUCAUGGAAGAGAGUUAUGAAUCAGUCCCAACGCUAGCGAUCCAAAACUGA